This is a messenger RNA of Punctularia strigosozonata HHB-11173 SS5, 1260 nucleotides long. RefSeq lists its product as uncharacterized. The transcript is spliced from 2 exons. Lineage: Eukaryota; Fungi; Basidiomycota; Agaricomycetes; Corticiales; Punctulariaceae. The record is from RefSeq and is a predicted model, not a curated record. The coding region runs from base 1 to 1260 and encodes 419 amino acids.
AUGGCCCUCUGUUGCAAGACAGUCUACGACAUGUCAAUACCCGCCCUCUGCAGCUCCGUCGUACUGCGAACGCCCCUUCAACUAAACGCCUUCUGCGAGUUUAUGACUUUGCAUCCUUUAUGCAUACCCUACGUCCAUCACCUCCGCCUUCGCACGUCGCUUACGAUGCAAUGGAUGAAAGGCCCGAUGGCGACGCUCGUCGCGAUCUCCUUCGGCGCGGACCUCCUCGCUGACGUCCUCGCUCGCGCGGACAACCUGACGACGCUAGCCAUCGAGCACGCUGACCGUGUACUCAACGAGAGCUUGGAGCUCAUCGCCGCCCUUCGAAGCCGUCCGCGGCUGCUCAACCUGACGCUCACGCACGCCGGCCCUCGCGCGCUCGACCUCGUCUCCGGCCUGCGCACGGUACAGCGCCUCGACCUACACCGCCAACCGCAAGUAGACGUACGCGCCCCGCCCGUCCGCGCCUCCGCCUACCUCGCGCCCAUCGCGCCCACGCUCCGCACCCUCGUCCUCUCCACCCCGACGCACUCGGACGAGCGCGAGUUCGACGGCGUGCUCUGCCCCGCGCUGUCCGAGCUGCAGCUCACGACGCGCAGCGCCGUCCUCGAGCGCUGGUUCGCGCCCUUCCCGGCCGUGCGCCGGCUCACGAUCCGCGCCGACUGGUCCGUCGUCGACGCCUUCCCCGCCGCCUGGUCCUCCCUACCGUGGACCAUCCUGGACCGGCUGGUGGGUAAUAUCCAGGGCCUCUGCAGCCUCGGGAUCGCGUGCGAGGUGCGCUUCAUCGGGAUCGAUCCACCGCCCGUCACGGGCGGCCACCCGGAUCCGUUCGGCGACCCCGCGUACGAGGCGAUGUUCAUGGAACUUCUCUCGCGCACGCGCCCGACGGCACUCGCGCUCGGGUACUCGAGCCUGCGCGCGUCCAGCAACACGCGCGUGUUCGCGCUCCUCGCCGACACACAGCAUCAGCUCCGCUUUCUCGACGUCUCCGUGCUCUCGCGGGACUGGCUCGAGCUCAUGGCGUCCUUGGACAAGGCCCCGGCCGAGCAACCCGUCAAGGACCACUCGUGGUUGCUCCGCUUCGUUGCCAAAGAAGUUGCUGCGGCGAAGUACAUCGAAAUGUCGUGCCCGCCGGCCCGUAUAUCUCGAGGCUGGUACAGGAUCACCCGCAAGGGGGCAGACCCUCCGUUACUCGAAACCCUUUCCGAGGCCCAUGGCUUGGCCCUGCGUAAGCAGUGGACGUACCCCUCGACGCCGUGA